Carassius carassius (crucian carp) is the source of this 2455-nucleotide messenger RNA. It is a transcript of the gene casc3, whose product is annotated as casc3 exon junction complex subunit. Gene Ontology annotation, molecular function: mRNA binding. The record is from RefSeq and is a predicted model, not a curated record. NCBI's taxonomy places the organism in Eukaryota, Metazoa, Chordata, Actinopteri, Cypriniformes, Cyprinidae. Gene Ontology annotation, cellular component: exon-exon junction complex. The transcript is spliced from 13 exons. Gene Ontology annotation, biological process: mRNA processing. Bases 99 to 2375 code for a protein of 758 amino acids.
GCCUCCUCUGACGCAGCAGGGAACAAGAGGAUGUGACGAGAUGCGCGAGCACCCACAAUUUCGCGCGCAGAUCCGCUUUCCUUUCCGUGAGAGUUAAGAUGGCGGACCGGCGGCGACGGAGACGGCGCGCCUCUCAGGACAGCGAGGAGGAAGACGAGUCCGCGUCGGGCUCCGAGAGCGGGGGGUCGCUGUCCGGCGUCCGGAAAACUCGCGGAGAAGACCCCGCGCCGGUGGAGUCGCCGGCGGAGCGCGUGAGCGCCAAGAGAGACGACGAGUCGGAGUGUGAAAGUGAAGAUGGUGUUGGUGAAGCGGUCUUAUCAGACUAUGACAGCGCUGAUCUGGAGGAGAACGGGUCGCACACGGAGGGAGGAGAGGAGGAGGAGGGAGAGCAUUUCAGUGAUGAAGAGGCCUCACGUCCUGCCGCAGAACCGAAGCCCAGUGCAGACGCCCCGACAGAAGAGCUUGGUGAAGAGGAGGAGAGAGAUGGAGGGGUCAAGGAAGUUAAAUCUGAUGAGAAGGGCAAUCUAGCUGGGGAGCGACAGAGUGGGGACGGACAGGAAAGCACAGAGGACCCUGAGAAUAAAUCGGGCAGCAAAGGUGAGAAGCUUGACGAUGAUGAGGACAGGAAGAAUCCAGCCUACAUCCCCCGAAAAGGCCUUUUCUUUGAGCAUGACGUGAGAGGCCAGGCUACAGAGGAGGAGAGGCCAAAAGGCAGGCACAGGAGGUUGUGGAAGGACCAGGGCCGAUGGGAACACGACAAGUUCCGCGAAGAGGAGCAGGCGCCAAAAUCGCGUGACGAGCUAAUUGCUUUAUAUGGCUAUGACAUCCGCAAUGGCACAGGGGCAAGUGACGGGCGAUCGUACCGCCCUCGAAAACCCAGAUAUGCUGGUUCGCCCAGUCGGGAGCCGAGGCGUCACCGUGACGGUGAAAAGUCAGUUCGUACAACAUGGCAGGCGCCUCCACUUGGCCACCGCAACACCCCUCAGACUGUUCCCCUACAGUCAGGCACACCUCCUGCUCCCCCUGCAGCACCCAAACCCUCCGGCCGACCCUCGACUCAGCCUCCACAGCGCAGCUUCCAAAGCAGUCGCGUCUCGUCGGCCCCCCACAGGACAGAAGGGCAGAGACACUCGAAACCCAGUCUAGACGGCCCGCCACCCCGAGGAGUGCAGCCACAUCCUGUAGAGGGCGAGAGGGGCCCGAGGCUCAGGGGCCGAGGCUCACAUGCUGUUCACACAGAGCGUAGCCCAGCCGUGGUGGUGGAGGACAUCCGCAGUGAGGAAGAUGAGGAGGAGGGCGAGAUUCCAACAGCUACAACUACAUACACCGCUCACCACUACAGGACGGAGAGAGAGAGGGUCCCGGCUCCACGGAAACAAGAGUCUGGCCCAGCGAUGGAAGGGGGUAGUGCAGUCGGUCAGGUGCGAGAAUCGUCUCCUCCUCAAGAGAGGCCGGUGGAAAAGAAGUCGUACUCUCUUGCGCGGAGGGCGACGCGAACGCGACCGUCUGAUCUCAGUAAGCAGGCGUCAUUAGAUGAGUCUUCACCCGUGGUCCAGCAAGCCCCGACGGCAGCAAAGAGCGAGUCGUGGCAAGAGCAGAGCAAUGCUGGGACACAAGCUGGACUGACAGGCCUCGACCAGGACCUGGCCCGACUCAGCCUGGCGGGGCAGAACUGGGCCCAAAGCCCACCCUCCUACCUGCAGGCCGAGAUGAGAGGCAUUCGAAGCUCCAUGCACAUGACAGGAGGCCCUCCGCAGUAUGGAAACAUGGAGGAUAUGCAGGGUGUUGGCGGUGGCCGGGCUAAGCGGUAUUCAUCACAGCGCCAGAGGGCAGUUCCCGAGCCUGCACCCAUGCACAUUGGAGUCAUGGAGGGCCAUUAUUAUGAACCCAUGUCUUUCCAGGGACCAAUCUACGGGCACGGGGAAAGCCCAGCAGCCCUGCCCCCUCAAGGCAUGCUGGUUCAGCCUGAGAUGCACCUGCCACACCCCACUCACCCCGGACACCCAGGCUUGCACCCGCACCAGUCAGGAGGUCCCAUGCCCAAUCCAGCUCUUUACGCCGCCCCACCCGUUUCUAUAUCACCUGGGCAACCACCUCCACAGCAGCUGCUGCCCCCACCCUUCUACCCCCCUCCAGGUGUGAUGACCUUUGGGAACACCAACUACCCGUACCCUGCCGGAGCUACGCUACCUCCAAUGUACCCCAACCCCCAGGCACAGGCACAGGUCUACGGUGGGGUGACAUACUACGACACGGUACAGCAGCAAGCUCUGCCCAAACGCUCCCCGCCCCGACGUUCCUCUCAUCCCGUUACAGUCAGACCUCCCCCUCCUGAGGACCAGAGCAGAAAGGCCACUGAGGAGAUUCACUCCUAGCUGACGGAGGACGAGGAGGCCGCCGCGUGUCAGGACCAGCACCGCUUCUGUAUAAAUUGAAUUCCCCAUUUAGGUUUUAA